Molecule: messenger RNA, 4387 nt
Organism: Oryza sativa Japonica Group (Japanese rice)
Lineage: Eukaryota; Viridiplantae; Streptophyta; Magnoliopsida; Poales; Poaceae
Product: wall-associated receptor kinase-like 14
Biological process (GO): protein phosphorylation
Molecular function (GO): protein kinase activity; ATP binding
Source: RefSeq, a predicted model, not a curated record
CCUCUCCUGAUAUAUCUCCUCUCUAAGCUUUCAAGCGGUGUAGGUGAGUGGGCCCCACUCCCCCGCGUUCCACGUCAGCAGCACUCGCGAAAGUCGUUGCUGCGGUCAAUCACGCGCGAGCUAAUCUAAUCAUGUACUAGUUCACAAUUUCGCACCUAAAGCUAGCUGACAGAGUGACAGUGGAGUGCAUUUUAUAGAAAACGUUAAGGUUAAAUUUAGUUGAUCGAUUUGGAAAAGAAAUUUUAAAAUAAGUUCAAGGAGCCGUAAAAUUUUUGUGAGAGAAAUACUUUAAAAAGAACUGUGAGGAAAAUACCUGACAAAUUUUUAGAGCUAUAGGUGUGAGAUUUUCAAAAAUGGCGAUUUGAUUAAUUUGAUCAACAGAAAUUGUUUGCAAAAAAAUAUGAUUGUCAACUAGUCAUACUUUUGACACGAUGCAUCUGAUGAUGCUGAUGCCUACGGUGAUAAAUAGCCACAUCUCACGUCAAAAAAAAUUAAUAAAUAGCCACAUCAAACUCUUUGACCUGCCAUUAUUUCUUUUUGGGAGAAACCACCAAUUUUUCUAGCAUGGCUUCUCGCAUUUGAAUUCAACCUGCUAGGCUGCUACAUCAUAGGUCAAUUACUCGUUCUUUAAUAUGUCGACAGUACAGCAUCUACAUAUUUGAUCAUUUUGUUUUUAAUCAUGUGUUCAGAAAAGUAUUUAAAAUAUUAAUGUGUAUAUUUUUUUACAAAUAUCUACUAGAAAAUCUUAUAAUAUGAAACGGAGGAAGUAACUACUAAUUCUAUUUUCAUAUAUUGAACUAUAAUUUUUGUUUGGUUUCAAAAUUUAACUGCAUGUUUUGUACGCGUCUAUUAAUGAACGAGAAAAGUAACUUGCCAAAAAAAAAUGAGUUAACAUUAAAAAUCGACCUAGCUUAAAGUUAAGACUCGAGCCAGCCUCCAUCAAUUUGUGAAGAGCUCGGCCUAAAAUGGAAAGAAGUGUUGUGGCCCAUGGGCUUUUGACCCUAAGCCUUAGGCACUCCAUGACCCAGUCUCUGUAUAAAGAUGUCUAAAGAUCAGUUCAAACCUCAAGGUUGGGAUGUUAUUCCCUCUACACCGAAAAGGCGAAAAUGAGUAAUUAACAUGUUUGGUAGAGGUCCAACUUCUAAAUUUAGCUUCAGGAGUUAGAUCUAUAGUGGAGUUAUGUAGCUGCCUAAACCCAGCUCCACAUCUCUAAUUCAUUUUGUAAGAGAGCUCCAUCCAACUCUGCUCCUAUUUUUAGUGGAGCUGAAACUGUUUGGAUGAGCUCCAGGCUGUGCCAAACAGGCUCUAAUUAAGUAUUAGCUUAAAGACUUGAAAAUAUAUAUUUAGAACAACUUUCCUUUAUAAUUCUUUUAAAAAUAAUAUCGUUUAGCAGUUUUGGAAGUAAGCGCGUGAAAAAUGAGAGAGUAGUUGUUAUAGUAAAAUAGUGAAGACAAAAUAAAAAAUAAGACAAAGUUCCUUGUGCGCCUCCUAGAGUUUCUCUUUACCUCCUUAAUCAUAUCCUUACAUGUCCUUAAAUUUUUAUUUUGAUCUAUUUUAUAUUUACUCUCAUGAUCCUAAGUUAACAGUUAUAUUAUUCUUUUUCAAGACAAAGAGGUUUUAAGUUAACCAUUAGUUUUUUUUCUCAAGAUAAAGAGGUAUUCCACCCAUCCCAUUAAAAAAAAUCAAUCCUAACUAUGAAUGUGAGUACAUGUGUGUUAAGUUUCGUAGCUAGGAUUAAAUUUGGGGUUUUUCUUGAACGGAAGGUGUAGAAGCUAGGCCCAUGGAAUUACCUUCCAUAUUGCCCCUCCCUCGUGUAGUACUCACAAGGAUAUGGUCGUUCUUAAAAUUACGUACUCUCUAGAUUGACCAUGUUUUGCUUGACUAAUCAAAGCUUUAGCCACCGCAACCCCAGGUCCAUUCAAACAUUUCAACAUAUAUGCUCCAGCCAAUUCCUUCCCGGUGGCUGAAAUAUUAGUUUCGCUCGCCUGCCGAGCUAGCCAAACUCAAGAUGCACCUCGCCGGCGGCCGCCUCCUCCUCCUCCUCUGCGUCGGCGUGCAAUUCCUCUUGAUUCUCCCCUAUGGAGCUCUCUCCGCCAGCCCCGCCGCCGCCGCCACCGGCGGAGAUGAGCGGUGCAGGAGGAAGUGCGGUGGGUUGGAUGUCCCCUACCCUUUCGGCUUCUCCGGCGACUGCCCCAUCCUGCUGGCCUGCGACGAGGGCAACUCCACGGCGGCGCUGCUCCGCCCGACCAACGGCACGUCGACGACCAUGGAGCCGUUGUCGUACGCCGUCGUCGGCAAGUCGUUCAACUCGACCGCCUCCACCUUCGUCGUCUCCCUCCUGCCUUCCUGCAACCGCACCGUCUCCGACGCGAGGCUGUGGCUCACCGGCGCCAACUACGGCGUGUCGUCGAGCACCGGCCUGUUCGUCCGCGGCUGUCAGAACGCGAAGAACAACAGCUGCAGCGUCCCCGCCGAAGCCAUGUCCUCGAUGCUCACCACAGCGAAGUGCGGCGGCGGCGGCGGCGGCAACGGAACCGCGUCGUCGCCGGUGACGUGCAUCCCGACGAUGUCGACGGAGGCGGACAUGGCGAAGGGUGUGGGCCUGUUCGCGCAGUGGGACAAGGUCGAGGAGCCUAGAUGCGACAACCUGCUGACAUCCGUGUACGGCGAGACGACGAACGAUGGGGUGUUCACGCUGGAGAUCGCCGUGGCGGAGAUGGGGUGGUGGGUCAACGGGAACUGCAGCAACCACAGCGCCGCCGCCGCUGACCUCGUCGGGCUGUGCGCGGCGAACGCGACGUGCCACGACGUGCGGACCCCGAGCGGGGCGUGGGGACACCAGUGCAGGUGUCUGGAGGGGAUGGACGGCGACGGGUUCGCCGCCGGCGAAGGAUGCCACUUUCCCGCUAAGAAGAGCUCUACGAAGAAAAUCCUUAUCAUAGUUGGAGGUGUCUUGGCGGGAACGGUGGCGGCCGGAGUGCUCUUCCUCUGCUGCGCGCGUUGCCGGCGAUCCGGCGGCGGCGGCGGCCGGUCCGGCUUCGACAGGCUGGCGGCGAAGCGGCUGCUGUCGGAGGCGGCGUCGUCGAGCGGCGUGCCGGUGUACUCGUACCACGAGGUGGCGCGCGCCACCAACUCCUUCUCCCACACGCACCGCCUCGGCACGGGCGCCUACGGCACGGUCUACGUCGGCAAGCUGCCGGCGAGCUCGCCGUCGCUGGUGGCGAUCAAGCGGAUGCGGCGGCGGCACGACGACGGCGACGACGACGCCGCCGUGGCGGUGCUCCUCAACGAGGUGAAGCUCAUCUCGUCGCUGAGCCACCCGGGCCUCGUCCGCCUGCUCGGCUGCUGCCUAGACCGCGGCGAGCAGAUCCUCGUCUACGAGUUCGUCCCCAACGGCACGCUCGCCCACCACCUCGCCGGUGGGGGGCUCCCAUGGCGCGCGCGGCUCGGCGUCGCGGCGGAGACGGCGGCGGCGAUCGCCUACCUGCACGCCAAGCGGCCGCCCAUCCUCCACCGCGACGUCAAGUCCAGCAACAUCCUCCUCGACGGCGACCUCCGCCCCAGGCUCGCCGACUUCGGCCUCUCCCGCGCCGUCGGCCGCCUCGACCAGGCGUCGCUGUCGCACGUCUCGACGGCGCCGCAGGGCACGCCGGGGUACCUCGACCCGGAGUACCACCAGAACUUCCACCUCUCCGACAAGAGCGACGUCUACAGCUUCGGCGUCGUCCUCCUCGAGCUCAUCACCGCCAUGAAGGUCGUCGACUUCGCCCGCCCCGCGGCGGAGGUCAACCUCGCGUCGCUCGCUCUCGACCGCAUCGGGAAGGGGCGCGUCGACGACAUUGUCGACCCGGCGCUCGUCGACCGCGCCGACGAGUGGGUGAUGCGCUCCGUCCGCCAUGUCAGCGAGCUCGCGUUCCGGUGCCUGGCGUUCCAGAAGGACGUCAGGCCGGCCAUGAGCGAGGUCGCCGCCGAGCUCGCCCGGAUCAGGGACGCCGCGCCGGCGUCCGUGCCGGGAGCCCGGACCGGAGCCGGCAGCCGCCCGCCCAUGGUGAUCGACGUCGGCGUCGGCUUCGACGGCGUCGACGCCGCGGUGAAGAAGGUCGGGUCGCCGGUGUCGGUGCAGGACGUGUGGGUCAGCGACCAGAGCUCGCCGUCGACCAACGGCUCCAUGCCGCGAUUUGCUUAGCUCUCGAUUUGACUUGUAAUUCAAAGAGGAAUCUGAAUUUGAUGUGAAUUUAACAUUUUUUUGAUGUGUCGAAAUGUGUGCUACUUAGCCUAGUUCUAAGACAUGGCAAAGUAUUUCAUAUGCCGAAUUGAAAAAACGUUUGCUGUAUAGCUAAAGUUGGACUAGCACAGAAACAAAAAUUUCAAGUUGAUAGUUUUUACA